CAAACAUAUAUAAAAGUUCCACCUUGGGCCUUGUGCGGAGAUCAGAAGAGAAGAGAGGGGAAACCCUAGACCAAAAAACAAAGGAAAAAUAGCUUUUUGAUUCUGCUUUCCUCUCUGUAAUCCGGAUACGAUUCGUCUGCUUGCUAGCGCCACCGUCUCAGAUCCGACGCUCUCUCUUUCCAUUUAAUUCAGAGAGCCAUGGCGGAUCGGUUGACGCGUAUUGCCAUAGUAAGCUCGGACAGGUGCAAACCCAAAAAGUGUCGCCAGGAGUGCAAGAAAAGUUGCCCCGUCGUUAAGACUGGAAAAUUGUGUAUUGAGGUUACACCUGCAUCCAAAAUUGCUUUCAUAUCUGAGGAGCUUUGCAUUGGUUGCGGUAUCUGUGUUAAGAAAUGCCCAUUUGAAGCAAUUCAGAUUAUUAACUUGCCCAAGGAUUUGGAUAAAGAUACAACCCAUCGUUAUGGCCCCAAUACAUUUAAACUCCACAGGUUACCAGUUCCAAGGCCAGGCCAAGUUCUAGGCUUGGUUGGAACUAACGGCAUUGGCAAGUCUACUGCACUUAAAGUUUUGGCUGGGAAACUGAAACCAAAUUUGGGGCGUUUCACCAAUCCUCCGGAUUGGCAGGAAAUCUUGACCUACUUUAGAGGUUCUGAGCUGCAAAAUUACUUUACUCGUAUACUGGAAGAUAAUUUGAAGGCUAUUAUAAAGCCUCAGUAUGUUGAUCACAUUCCCAAAGCUGUUCAAGGUAACGUAGGUCAAGUGCUUGAUCAAAAAGAUGAGAGAGACAGGAAGGCCGAACUCUGCAAAGAUCUUGACCUUAACCAGGUUAUAGACCGUAAUGUUGGAGAUCUAUCUGGUGGAGAGCUUCAGAGAUUUGCUAUUGCUGUUGUUGCCAUUCAAAGGGCCGAGAUAUAUAUGUUUGACGAACCUUCCAGUUAUCUUGAUGUGAAACAAAGACUCAAAGCAGCUCAAGUAAUCCGAUCCUUGCUCAGGCCCGACAGCUAUGUAAUUGUUGUUGAGCAUGACCUGAGCGUCCUAGAUUACUUGUCAGACUUUAUAUGCUGUCUUUACGGGAAACCUGGUGCAUAUGGAGUUGUUACUCUUCCAUUCUCAGUCAGAGAAGGAAUCAAUAUUUUCUUGGCUGGAUUUGUGCCUACAGAAAAUCUUCGGUUCCGAGAUGAGUCUCUUACAUUCAAGGUUGCUGAGACUCCACAGGAGAGUGCUGAGGAAAUCGAAACAUAUGCACGAUACAAAUACCCAACUAUGACUAAAACUCAGGGCAAUUUCAGACUUCAUGUAGUUGAGGGUGAAUUUACUGAUUCUCAGAUUGUUGUGAUGUUGGGUGAGAAUGGUACAGGGAAGACAACAUUUAUUCGUAUGCUGGCUGGUCUGUUGAAGCCUGAUGUUAUUGGGGGUACUGAUGUGGAGAUACCUGAGUUUAAUGUUUCUUACAAGCCCCAGAAAAUCAGUCCGAAGUUUCAGUCUACUGUCAGGCACCUGCUACACCAAAAAAUACGUGAUUCAUACACUCAUCCCCAAUUUAUGUCGGAUGUGAUGAAGCCUCUUCUUAUAGAACAGUUGAUGGAUCAAGAAGUUGUAAAUCUUUCUGGAGGAGAGCUACAGAGAGUUGCACUUUGUUUAUGCCUUGGAAAGCCUGCUGACAUUUAUCUAAUCGACGAACCUAGUGCUUAUCUUGAUUCUGAGCAGCGUAUUGUUGCUUCAAAGGUCAUAAAGAGGUUUAUCCUCCAUGCGAAGAAAACUGCUUUUGUGGUUGAGCAUGAUUUUAUUAUGGCAACUUAUCUGGCAGAUAGAGUUAUUGUGUACGAGGGAAAUCCAUCAAUUGACUGUACUGCUAAUUCUCCCCAGUCAUUGUUGACUGGGAUGAAUCUAUUCUUAUCUCAUCUGGAUAUCACAUUUAGACGAGACCCAACUAAUUUCCGCCCAAGAAUCAACAAACUGGACUCGACUAAAGAUAGAGAGCAGAAGCAUGCCGGGUCCUACUAUUACUUGGAUGAUUAAAUUACUCUUGAACGGGUGUGUAUAAUUAAUUCAGUUUUCGUUUUCUCUGAACAUUUUAGUGCCAUCUCCUUUUUGGUGACUUAUUUUGGGGGGGAGUGGUUCUGCAGUUGCCUUGUUUAUUCAACAGAGAUGAUAUUUAUGAGCUGAUCACGUGGGAUCUUAUCCAUCAUGUUCCGACCAAUACGUUCGACAAUUGAGGAGAGACCCUGAUGAAGUUGUUUGUGUUUUGCUCGAAAUGAGCGUGUGGACGCCUCGCAAUUUAGUUAUAAGUUUCGGCUGCAAGUACUCUCUUGCUUGCUGUUCUCCAGUUUUGAUAUGACAAUAGGCGAACGAAUUGUUUUUAGCUUUGCCAUUGAGCCUCGUCGAAUAGAGGAACAACAUGAACUUAGAGCUUCCAUUUUCAUUUUUCUGUAAUUUUAGGGUUACUUAUUACUCGUUAGUUAUUUUGCAGAUAUUACUCUUGAUUUUUAUAUAAAUUAUUGGUUAAACCCCUUGUGAUGUC
Humulus lupulus (European hop) is the source of this 2518-nucleotide messenger RNA. RefSeq names its product ABC transporter E family member 2. The record is from RefSeq and is a predicted model, not a curated record. Gene Ontology annotation, biological process: ribosomal subunit export from nucleus; translational termination; translational initiation. Gene Ontology annotation, molecular function: ATP hydrolysis activity; ATP binding; ribosomal small subunit binding. The coding region runs from base 199 to 2016 and encodes 605 amino acids. Lineage: Eukaryota; Viridiplantae; Streptophyta; Magnoliopsida; Rosales; Cannabaceae. The transcript is spliced from 12 exons.